AUGCACAUGAAGGAUUAUUACUGGGGCCCAGUCACAUCGACAAUUGACUGGUGUGAAGAAAAUUACACGGUCUCUCCAUAUAUAGCCGAGUUUUUCAAUACCGUAACAAAUUUGAGUUAUAUAUUAUUAUCCUUGUUUGGUGUCUAUAAUGUCUAUCACAACAAGACAAGCAAAACGGUUUAUCUUUCUUAUUUGGGCAUCAUGUUUGUCGGUUUUGGCUCCUGGUGUUUCCAUAUGACACUUCAGUACAAUAUGCAAUUAUUAGAUGAAUUACCAAUGCUUUAUAUCGCAUGUAUCAUGUUAUGGCAUACUUUUAUAGCAGAUCCCUCCAGUACCAUUGGAGCUAAGCUUCCUAUCGGUCUCGCCAUCUAUUCCAUCCUUGUUUCAUACGCCUACAUCAUUAUCAACGAUCCUGUUUUUCAUCAGGUGGCCUAUGGUACUUUGGUUGUCACCGUAGUGUGUCGAGCCAUCCUCUUAUUAAAUAAGGUUCCCGCCCAACGAUACCUGUACGAAAGGGCACAGAUGAAAACCUUGCUUAUAUUGGCUGCGGCUGGAUUUAUUGUGGGUUUCACACUUUGGAAUAUCGACAAUAUCUUUUGUUUGACCUUGAGAGAUUGGAGAAAGACGGUACCUACCCUUACAGGAUCCGUGAGCGAGCUUCAUGGAUGGUGGCACAUUGGCACAGCAUUGGGUGCUUAUUACUUUAUCGUCUUUUGUGAAUGGAUUCGACCUGUAUUAUACAACAAGAACGAAACCUAUCGUUUGUACUGGAUUGGACCUAUUUGCUACUUACGACCUACCAGUAGUAGUGAUAUGAAGGCGAAAUCCACGUGA
Mucor mucedo is the source of this 834-nucleotide messenger RNA. Its product is annotated as alkaline ceramidase 3. Lineage: Eukaryota; Fungi; Mucoromycota; Mucoromycetes; Mucorales; Mucoraceae. Gene Ontology annotation, biological process: ceramide biosynthetic process; ceramide catabolic process. Bases 1 to 834 code for a protein of 277 amino acids. The transcript has 9 exons. The record is from RefSeq and is a predicted model, not a curated record. Gene Ontology annotation, cellular component: endoplasmic reticulum membrane.